AUGUUUUCCACUCUAAAUGAAGAAUCAGAUCUGAAUCGGGAGGCUGUGGAUGCCGGAGACGCGCUGGGAGGUUUUGUGUCAGCGGAGGAGCUGGCGAAACGAUUGAGUGAAGCGUUAAGUGUCGGAAAUGAAGAGGAAGCGUCCACAUUGAGUCGGAAGUUGUGCCGACUCUCUCUGCCGGUGUGCGUUAGCAUCGAAAGAAUGGGCUACACUCAGGACUCCAUUAAGCUGUCUGUAGGUGUGGAGUACGCACAAUCCGAAGACACAACACCAUUGACAGUUGUAGUUUCGUGUGGAAUGACAAUCUCUCAACUCAAAGAUGAGAUUCACAAGAACUAUGGCUUCUCUCAAGCAGUACAGCACUGGGUGAUCGGGAAGCGCCUGGCACGUGACGAUGAGACACUGUAUAGUCAUGGUAUUCGCCGCCACGGCGACCAGGCUUUCCUGUUUAUCCGGUUUCCUCAAGCUAUGCAUCCCAAGAGGCAGCAGCAGCACAACUUGCAGAAUCGCCUUGAGGGUCUCACAGAGUCAAGAGAGGUGAUUAAAGUAAAUCCUGAAGGGAAUGAUAGGAAGGAGUCCUCAUCAGAAGUAGUGCCGUCUGCUCCUCCUCCUCCUUCGCUUCUUCGUACUCCUUCUCUUCUUCGUCCUCCUCCUCCUCCUAAACCUCCCAAGCGUCAGACGGGCUGGGCGUGCCCAAGGUGUACAUUCAUCAACCAGCCAACUCGUCCUGGAUGUAGGCAGUGCAGCGAGGAGAGGCCGAGGGAUUACAGUGUCCCUGAAGCCCACAAGCCAGUCGGGGACGAGGCGGUUCGGAUUCAUCGGGAGGCGGCUGCUACGUUUCUUUUUAAGGAGGUGAAAUCAACUAACAAAUCCAGUUCUGUUCAGGAACAGUUUCAGGUAGCGGACCAACUGGAAGCCUUGCAAAUGCUGCAAACAGACAACCAACCAGAGACCAUCGAUCACAUUUACACCUCUCUUCAGGAUGAGCCCAAGCUGCUUUGA
This is a messenger RNA of Nerophis lumbriciformis (worm pipefish), 1002 nucleotides long. The record is from RefSeq and is a predicted model, not a curated record. Lineage: Eukaryota; Metazoa; Chordata; Actinopteri; Syngnathiformes; Syngnathidae.